Messenger RNA from Dentiscutata erythropus, 1143 nucleotides. The record is from the annotation of a GenBank genome assembly. NCBI's taxonomy places the organism in Eukaryota, Fungi, Glomeromycota, Glomeromycetes, Diversisporales, Gigasporaceae.
AUGGAGUUUAUGAGCGACAUUGGUUCCGGUAUCGAUGCCUAUCGACCUUCAAUAUUUGAACUUAUUUCACAAGAAAGCAUACAGGAAAUGAUUCAGCCUGCUGUUAGAUAUGUUUUAUCGGUUUUUGCACAAAGAUAUCCAAGGUAUUUACUCAGAUUGGUAAAUCGAUUCGAUGAAUUAUAUGCUGUUAUAAUGUUGUUUGUUGAAAAACACUAUUUGGAGGAAUGGAAUGCAUCAUUUUUCGAAAAUUUUUAUGGAUUAAAAAGAACAAGAUUUUUAAGGCCUAAAUUAAAUUUGCCUGACGCAAUACCAGAUACCAAAUUACAAAAGUUAAGGAAUAUUGACAUUUGGAAAUCCUUAUUUGUGUUGAUUUGCGUCCCAUAUGUCAAGGCUAAACUCGAUAAUUUAUAUGAAAAAAUUAGUGGAGGAGCCGGUGCGAGAUUAUUGGGUGGUGCGUUUUUCAUUAGGGAGAAUAUCAAUGAAAGGCAACACAUUCAGGCUUCUCGUAAAGAACGUAUACGCCGUUCUCUAUGUCGUGUUUUCAAGUAUUUUUACCCGUGGGCAAAUGCUUUAUAUAAUGGGUCGAUUUUACUAUACAAUAUCGCUUAUAUGUAUGAUAAAACUCCAUUUCAUACGCCUUGGUUAAAACUUAUAGGCAUUCAAAUACGAAGAAUGAGCGCAGAGGAUUAUCGUGAGCAUAUAAGACAUCAAAAUCAAUCACGUCAUUUUGCUAAUUUUCGAGAUAUGACGAAGCUUCAAGUUACUCGUUAUAUUUUAGCAAUGAUUUUUUAUCAAGGACUUGAUUUUCUUAAAAUCUUGUUACCAAUGUCUAUUUUCUUUUUCAAAUUUUUGGAAUGGUGGUAUUCUAGUGAAUUUUCUAAACGUUCUGGUGGUGGCGAUGAUAUUGACAUACAGCCGCCAGACAUUGUGCUGCCUGAUCCACGUGGUAUUCCACUUCCUGAAUAUCCUAAUAUUUGUCCUCUUUGCUCUUCGCAACUAACGAAUCCAACUGCGAUUCCCUCUGGCUAUGUCUUUUGUUACACGUGUAUAUUUAAUUAUGUUGAAGAAUUCAAUAGAUGUCCUGUUACAUUGAUAAAGAUUAGAACCGAUGAAUUAAGAAAAGUCUACAAUUCAGCAUCAUAA